This is a messenger RNA of Rhizophagus irregularis DAOM 181602=DAOM 197198, 1836 nucleotides long. The record is from RefSeq and is a predicted model, not a curated record. Lineage: Eukaryota; Fungi; Glomeromycota; Glomeromycetes; Glomerales; Glomeraceae.
CAGGUGUUUCGCGAGGCAUUACACAAGUGAUACCGCCCGAACCUGAUGUUAUUUUCAAAAAAUUUCUUGAAAGUAAACACGGCCAGUUCCUCGAAACAUACAUAAGAAAUAAUGAUGCAUUGCCAUCAUACAGCCCACCAAUAGAUCUUAAAACAACUGUACCUGCUUCCUCUAAAGGUGAUCGUCCUUCAUUAUUACUCCACAAUCUCUCUGGAGAUAAUAGCAUAACAAUUAAUCCAAUUACUCAAGUUACAACUAUUCAGACUGCAAUGAGAAAAGCAAAGAACAACCUGCUAGUUCUGUUGGGUACAUCUGGAUGCGGAAAGACACGAACAUGCUACGAGUUGCUUUGUGAAAACUGGGGAUUAUAUUUUGUAGGUGCACGCAAGGGAAAUGGAGGUUCGGGUGAUAUUGAGGAAAUUGAAAAUUACCUUUGGAAAAAUAGUAAAAUAACAGAAAAUUUUGAAGAUAAUCGCCGACAUGCAGAUCAUGUUGUUCGUUGUUUAGUUCUUUCUCGAUUGCUUAUAUUAGAUGAGUGUAUCAAAUCAUCAUCAACAUUUAAUCCACAACGCUGGCUCCUGUUACAGACCUGUCAGAAAAUAUUCGGAUCCCUUUAUAAUUAUGCUGAUUAUUUAUUUAAAGUACUUACAUUUAUGCUCACCGAUUGUACACAAGUCUCCUUAGAAAUCAUUGAUACCAUAUACGAUAAAAUAAGUGGAUCUAGUAUCUUUCCCAUAAUUUUUGAUGAAACACAGUCACUCCAAAUGGUACUUAAUGGAAAGUUUCGAUCACGAUAUGAUCCUAAUGAGAAACGCUCACUCAUUUCUCCAGUUAUUCAAACAUUUAAGAGACCAACACCGUUAUUUUCUGGUCAUUGUGCCGUUGCAUGUGGUACUGGACUGGGUCUUCUUUCACUUGGGGAAACUCUUGGAAGUUUAGGAAUUGCGAAGCCAGACCUUGACAUAGAUAAAUUCACAGGCUUUGGAAGGUGGCGGGACAUUGCACAUGUAAAGGAAUACGUUAGUCGUCAAAUAGUACUAACAGAUAACGAAUAUGAUCGAAUUUAUAAACUCUUCCGCGGCCGAUUUCGCCCGAUUAUCACAAUUGUGGAAGAUGUUAUAAUGGGUUUAUCGAUUAAUGAUGCUAUCGAUGGACUUUGGGAAACACUAACACAUAGUAAAAACGGCGAGCAAUCAUUAUAUAAAAAAUUGCACGGCAUUAUUGAGAGGUCACGACCUAAUCAUUUGCUAUCAAAUAAUGUUCUUGAUUUAUAUAAGAGUUUAACGCUCUCCUAUUAUUAUUCUGGAUCACCAUAUUUGUGUACUGAUGAAAGUCAAUUUAAAAUAAUUGAGUCGCAACAAAGCAGGAUGGUACCACCAAUUCGUAAUGUAACCGUACAUAGAGAAUUAACGCCCAUUACACGCACAGCCAAACCGUAUAGGAGCAAUGUACAUAGGGAAUUAACGCCCAUUACACGCACAGCCAAACCGUAUAGGAGCAAUAUACAUAGGGAAGCGGUUUUGGAUGUUUCCGGUCGGUAAAGCCACAGACUGCUUCUGAAUUGCAACACAUAUGUAAUGAUGAAGACAUGUUAAGAAUUAUAAGUGUGAAUAAAGAAGCAUUAAAACCUGCAGUUCCGGGAAAGGAGAUUUUAGUUGCUUACAUUGACGAACCAUUUGCUCUCACUGCAUCUUACAACUUUUUUAAAGACAACGAUAGUCUACCAAAAGAGAUUCUCAAUACAAUGACUAAAGUUAACAGUGCGAGUUCAUGGGGAUUUCUGUGGCAAACAUACCUACCUGGGGAAUUUGAAGGUUAGGGUUAGGGUUAGGGUUA